Molecule: messenger RNA, 865 nt
Organism: Hydra vulgaris (swiftwater hydra)
Lineage: Eukaryota; Metazoa; Cnidaria; Hydrozoa; Anthoathecata; Hydridae
Product: calcyclin-binding protein
Cellular component (GO): nucleus
Source: RefSeq, a predicted model, not a curated record
UAAUUUUUAAUUUUAAAAUUUAAUCUUUUUUUUUAAAGCUAAAAUCAAAAUAAAAUUACAAAUCACAAACAUGACAUCAGAUAGCUUAAUUGAAAAUUUGAGUGCAGAUUUGCAAGAGUUUGAAUUGUUAAUGCAAACAGCCACUCGCCCAAAUGUCAAAGAUUUUCUUCAUAACAAAUUAUCAGAAAUAAAAGUAAAUAUUGAGAAGCUAGAGAAAGCCAAACUUGCUUCUCAAACACAAACAGAUGAAGUAGCAGUCAAGUCUACACUCUAUACAACUAAAAUUUCACAAUAUGGUUGGGAUGAAUCUUCGAAGUUUGUGAGGCUCUAUGUGACUAUUCCACAAAUAGAAAACUUGAGAGAAGAUCAAAUUUCAUGUGAAUUUACAUCAACUUCUGUAAAGUUUAUUGCACAAAAUCAUUUAAAUAAAAAUCAUCUUUUGCAAAUCGUUGGCUUAGCAUAUUCAAUUGUUCCCAAAGAAUCAACCUGUAAGAUAAAAAGUGGCAAUGUUGUCAUAUCAAUGAAAAAAGAUAAGGAAGGUCGUACCUGGGGUAACGUUACAGCUGUAGAAAGAAAAGAAAAAGAAGCUAAAGAUUCUAAGCUGAAUUCAAAAGAUAUGGAUUCAAGUGACCCUCAGGCUGGCAUCAUGAAUUUGAUGAAGAAAAUGUAUGAUGAGGGGGAUGACGAUAUGAAAAGAAUGAUUAAAAAGACAUGGUAUGAAAGUCAACAAAAACAAAAGGAAGGAGGGGGAUUGUAAAUACCUUUAGGUGUAAAGGUGUAACAAAAAGGAAAAAGGAGAAAAUUAUGUUUUGAAAUUUUACCUGUAAUUUCUUGUAUAUUUCUUUGUAAUAAAUGUAUUAAUCAA